Molecule: messenger RNA, 255 nt
Organism: Racocetra persica
Lineage: Eukaryota; Fungi; Glomeromycota; Glomeromycetes; Diversisporales; Gigasporaceae
Source: the annotation of a GenBank genome assembly
GAAACGACAAAGAGAAACUAAAAACUCAAAAGAUACAAAUGUACCCAACAUCAAAAGAAAGAGAAAAAUUAAGAAAAUGGAUGGGAACUGUGAGGUGGACCUACAACAAAGUUCUUGAAAUAUUACAAGAUGAUAAGAUAAACAUCAGCGAUAAUCAAGAUGAUGUCAAAGGAAAAGUGAUAUCGCUUAAUCUAGGUAUAUAUACCUUUAUGACUGGUUAUGAUCCUAACGGUCGAGUUGUAAAGUGGGGUAAUG